Hyaena hyaena (striped hyena) is the source of this 1385-nucleotide messenger RNA. It is a transcript of the gene RDH16, whose product is annotated as retinol dehydrogenase 16. Lineage: Eukaryota; Metazoa; Chordata; Mammalia; Carnivora; Hyaenidae. The record is from RefSeq and is a predicted model, not a curated record. The transcript is spliced from 6 exons. Gene Ontology annotation, molecular function: oxidoreductase activity. Bases 147 to 1100 code for a protein of 317 amino acids.
GUGCGUGGGGAUCUCAGCGUCGCGACGUCCUGUGCAGGAUCUCAGCGCAGAGAUUCGCAGCAGCGAGUUUGCAUCCCCCUGGCGCCUCUGCAGAGUUUCUCUUUCUGGGCCCCACAGCUCCCAACCUGUGUGUUCCCUGCAGAGCCAUGUGGCUGUACCUGGCGGCCCUCGUGGGCCUGUACUACCUCUUGCGCUGGUACCGGGAGAGGCAGGUGGUGAGCAACCUCCAAGACAAGUACGUCUUCAUUACGGGCUGUGACUCGGGCUUCGGGAACCUGCUGGCCAGUCAGCUGGACCUGCGAGGCUUGAGGGUGCUGGCCGCGUGCCUGACUGAGAAGGGGGCCGAGCAGCUGAGAGACCAGACGUCAGACAGGCUGGAGACGGUAAUCCUGGACGUCACCAAGACAGAGAGCAUCUCUGCGGCCACUCAGUGGGUGAAGGAGCGUGUGGGGGACAGAGGACUCUGGGGCCUGGUGAAUAAUGCUGGCAUCUCCAUUCCCUUCGCACCCAAUGAGUGGCUGACCAAGCAGGACUUCAUGAAGAUACUGGACGUGAACCUAUUGGGGUUGAUAGAGGUGACCCUGAGCCUGCUGCCUCUAGUGAGGAAGGCGAGGGGCCGCGUGGUCAACAUCUCCAGCAUCAUGGGCCGGGUGUCCCUUCUGAGUGGAGGCUACUGCAUCUCCAAGUAUGGCGUUGAGGCUUUCUCGGACUCCCUCAGGAGGGAGCUCUGCUACUUUGGGGUGAAGGUGGCUAUGAUCGAGCCUGGUUUCUUCAACACGGAAGUAACCAACUCUGAGAAGAUUUCUGGGGCCAUCCAGGAAGCAUGGGAUCAGGCCAGCCCAGAGGCCAAGGAGGUCUAUGGGGAGAAGUUCCUAGAAUCUAUCAAGAAAUCGGUGGAAAAAUUGAAGUCAAGAUGUUGCAACAACCUGUACUUGGUGACGAACUGCAUGGAACAUGCCCUAACAGCCUGCCACCCCCGCACUCGAUACUCAUGUGGCUGGGACGCCAAGCUCCUCUACCUCCCCAUGAGUUACAUGCCCACCUUGAUAGUGGAUGCCAUAAUCUACUGGAUAUCUGAAAGACCUACCAAAGCUCUGUAACCCAAGACUUGAGUGCAUGUGUCCCCCUCCCACAGGAUGGACAUGGCCCAGGGGGAGUUAAUGCUCCUUUCCACUGAAGAUACCUGUGACAGGGAUGAAGAUGUUGAUGGCAACCACUGGCCUGACUCAUCAACCUGCGGUGCCAAUUCACAGACCCUGGCUGAAAGGACAUGUCUGUAAUUUGGAUCAUGACAGAGGACUCAGAAACAAACCAGCUGUUGAGUUGUCUUGAAACCUUGAUAUCUAUUGAUUAUUUCUGCCUUAAAAUAAAAAUUGAUAAGUUUA